Messenger RNA from Sinocyclocheilus rhinocerous, 906 nucleotides. RefSeq lists its product as uncharacterized. The coding region runs from base 1 to 906 and encodes 301 amino acids. NCBI's taxonomy places the organism in Eukaryota, Metazoa, Chordata, Actinopteri, Cypriniformes, Cyprinidae. The record is from RefSeq and is a predicted model, not a curated record. The transcript has 10 exons.
AUGAUGGUUUCUCAUGGCUUGUAUGGGACCCUGUGGAUGUUGUCAUGUUUUGGUCUGUUUCUAAGUGAAGACCUGCAGUUUUCUGGUCCGGCUAAUGGAGCAGUAGGAGGAAGUGUGGUGUUCGCUCCUAAUAACCCGCCCUCCACAUCAGUUAAUGAAACUCAGUGGUAUUUUGGAACAACUCUUAUAUUGAUAGCACAGUCUGAUUCAACUGUAAUAGCCUCAGAAUACAGAGGCAGAGUCAGUUUUGACAGAAACACUCUCGCUCUGGAGCUUUGGAACCAGAGACUGGAUGAUUCUGGAAUAUACAGACUGACUGUAGAAACUAUUACUGGAGACAAACUUACAGGAGAAACUUCACUACAAGUGUUCGAAAUAAUUACUAAUGUCAGGUUUAUUGGUCCAGAAGAACCAUUAAUAGAGGGAGAAUCAUCUGCUAACAUCAUAGGAGGAAGAGGAGGAGGAGGGCUGUCAUCAGGGGCGAUAGCUGGGAUUGUCAUUGGGGUUUUAGUGGCAGUUGCAGGCAUUUGUGGUCUGAUUUUCUAUUUAACAAAAACUAAGAAAAUCUCAAAAAUAAACCUUCGACAAAAUGGACCGGCAAGAGGAGCAGCACAAAGCAGACAGGAGCCUGACUUGAACUAUGCAGACAUUAGCCAUUUCCAGAAGGCUAGUGGAGAGAGAGUGAAUCUGGGGAAUAAGAGUGAAUUUAGUACAGAGUAUGCAGAAGUAAAACAUGGAGGGAAGUCAAGGGCUCCUCCGCCUCCCUAUGGAAGUCAGGAAGUCAUUUGGUUGGUUUCAUUUAUUACAUGCUUCUGUAACUUCUCCAGUCACGUAUCAAACCCUCCUCCUGUGCGCAGAGACUUACAACUUCUUCUGUCACCUCAAGAGGGUGGUGGUCAUGCCUAG